GGGAUUAACAUGACUAUGAGUAUCUUGUUGCUGGAGUUACUCGAGAGCUCCAUGAUGUUAGGUCAACUAGAUCUUUAAACACUGAAACACUUUAAAUCCGAACCCAUCAAUAUUGUUUUAAAAAUGGAAUUUGAACCUAGUGUAGAAAAUUCUUCCUCGGAUAUUAUAACUACCGAAAAAGAAAAUUUAGUUUUAGAGUCAAAUAAGAACCAUGACGAUGUAGAAAAUAUCAAAAGUGAUGAAAAAACUGUGGAUAAUGAUAGCGAAGAUCAAACAUUUCAAGAUAUUUUAGGCUCUGGAGAUUUAACAAAAAAAAUUAUUAAACAUGGAACUAAAGAUAAUCGUCCAACUAGGGGUGAACAAAUUGUCAUCCACAUAACAGGUCGUCUAGAAGAUAAUGGAGAUAUUAUAGAACAAGAAAAUAAUUUAGAAAUUACGUUAGGUGAUUGUGAGGUAAUACAAGGGGUUGAUUUAGCAUUAAGUCUGAUGAAUGUUGGGGAGAUAGCAGAAUUAAAAAUUGCUCCGCGAUUUGGGUAUGGCGAUAAAGGAUUGGAACCUAAAGUGCCUCCUGGCAUAAAUUUACUCUAUACAGUAGAAUUAGUUAGUGCAGAACCAGAGCUCUCUCCUGAAGAACUAAUACCUUCUGAGAGAUUAAAAAUAGGACAAAAGAAAAAGGAAAAAGGAAAUUGGUGGUAUUCACGAAAUGAAAAUACUAUUGCAUUACACUUAUAUCGUAAAGCUCUUCAGUAUUUUGGUCAAUCUGGUGAAAUAGGUGAUGAAGUAUUUUUAAAUGUUGACAUUCAAAAUGAACGAAUUAAAACAUUGAAUAACAUUGCAGCUGUUCAUAUGUCUAUGAAUAGUCUUGACUUAGCAUUACAGUCUUUAGAAAGUGUACUUGCAGUUGAACCUAAUAAUUUAAAAGCUGUAAUGCGUAAGGGCAAAGUGUUAGCUGACAGAGGACACAGUGUAUUAGCAGCUGAGCAAUUCAAAAAAGCUUUGACAAUUAAUCCAAAUGAUAAAGCUAUUAAAAGAUUAUUAACUGAUAUUGAAUAUACACUACUCAAAGAAAAAGCCCAGGAAAAAGAACUUUAUAAAAAAAUGUUAGGACAAAAGGAUGUAAAAGAAAAGCCAAGGAAAAAGGCAUCCAAAAUGAAUAUAGCGUAUGUGAUCAGUGCGCUUGUAGCUGGAUUAGGAGUGGUCGGUGGAUAUUGUUAUUUAAGCAACAAUUAUUCUUUCAACAAAUUUGGUUUAUUUUAAUCGGGUAACUUAAAUUUUAUAAAUUCUGUAUUUAUUUAUUGUGAUUCUGUCAAAAUUAAAAAAUUUUAGUUGUUGUUUAUCUUUAUAGAGCAAAAUAUAAUGGGUAUACGUGUUUAUAAAUUCAUUCUUUCUAUAUCUUGUUAUAUUAUGUACUCAUUUUUAUGUUUUUAAUUUAUAAUUAAAACAUAUACUUUUUUCCUCAA
Molecule: messenger RNA, 1460 nt
Organism: Daktulosphaira vitifoliae (grape phylloxera)
Lineage: Eukaryota; Metazoa; Arthropoda; Insecta; Hemiptera; Phylloxeridae
Product: peptidyl-prolyl cis-trans isomerase FKBP8
Exons: 6
Coding region: 124-1257 (377 amino acids)
Molecular function (GO): peptidyl-prolyl cis-trans isomerase activity; protein binding
Source: RefSeq, a predicted model, not a curated record